AUGUUCAAACUAUCGACGCCCGUUCCGUUCAGUCUAAUCGCUCGGCAGGGCCCUCUGCUGCACAGCAGGCCGAUUUCCUUCAAGUCCACGCUGGAAAAGUUUAAACUGACUCCUCCGCCCCCAGGAGGGGUGACCGGGAACGUCAACGAGGCGUUCCAGCCUCCAGAACCGAACUACAUGCAGGGCUCGUACCACUGGUACUACGAGCGGAUCAGCGCGGUGAGCAUGAUCCCGUUGACGCUGGUGCCGCUCUAUGGCGCCGUGACAGGCGCAUCUGUGGAGUACCCUCUGAUUGACGCUGCCCUUUGCAGCAUGCUGCUGAUCCACACGCAGAUGGGCCUGACCAGCUGCAUCGUCGACUAUAUUCCGAAACGCAAGUUCGGCAUAUGGCAUAACCUCGCGAUGUGCCUGCUGUACUCUGGGACGGCGGUCGGCCUUUACGGCGUGUACACCUUGGAAACAGAGAGCAAUGGCCUGAUGGACCUUAUUGGCCGCAUGUGGAGGGAGCCGGAUACCCACCCCAUCUUCUCCAUGCGCCGCUAG
Messenger RNA from Eremothecium gossypii ATCC 10895, 543 nucleotides. It is a transcript of the gene TIM18, whose product is annotated as Tim18p. The transcript has a single exon. Lineage: Eukaryota; Fungi; Ascomycota; Saccharomycetes; Saccharomycetales; Saccharomycetaceae. Gene Ontology annotation, cellular component: membrane; mitochondrial envelope; TIM22 mitochondrial import inner membrane insertion complex. Gene Ontology annotation, molecular function: transmembrane protein transporter activity. The coding region runs from base 1 to 543 and encodes 180 amino acids. The record is from RefSeq and is marked provisional. Gene Ontology annotation, biological process: protein insertion into mitochondrial inner membrane.